UUCCGCACAGAAAUAUUCGUAAGGUCCGUCCGUGCACAUGGGGGCAAGCGGCCUCCAGUUCUCCUCCGUAAUCUAGACUUUGUUAACGCCCUUCGGAUAUUUUUCCGGCGAUGUCGAUUCGUAUUCGGUCUACCCUCGUCUCCGCCGUUAAUUUCAACGACUCCACGAAUCUUUGCCGGAAUCGAUCUCGGAACUGCAGAUUCUCCAUCCGGAGUUGUUUGUCCGAUUCUGACCACCGCAAGCUAGUGUUUGAAGUGAAAGAAAGGCUUGCAAAAGAUUAUAGUAGUCUCCCUGUGGGCAGAAAUGGAAGAGAUGAUGAGGAAAUGAUCCUCUGGUUUUUGAAGGAUAGGAAGUUCUCCGUCGAGGAAGCCAUUGGAAAGCUCUCUAAAGCUAUUAGAUGGCGCCAAGAGUUCAAUGUAUCUGAACUGUCUGAAGACUCUGUCAAGAUCGCUGCAGAGACAGGGAAAGCUUAUGUGCAUGAUUUUCUAGACGUGAAGGGUCGACCAGUACUUGCUGUAGUUGCCUCCAAGCACACACCAGGGUUGCUGGAUCGUAUUGAGGACGAAAAGCUAUGUGUAUUCUUACUUGAAAAGGCUUUAAGUAAGCUACCAGAAGGGCAACACAAAAUACUUGGUCUCCUCGAUCUUCGUGGAUAUCGUACCGAGAAUGCUGAUCUUAAAUUCUUGACUUUUCUGUUUGAUGUGUUUUACUGUUACUAUCCAAGCCGGUUGGAUGAAGUUCUUUUCGUGGAUGCCCCAUUUGUUUUCAAGCCAAUUUGGCAGUUCAUCAAGCCAUUGGUGAAAAAAUACGCUUCUCUCGUGAAGUUCUGCUCAUCAGAGACAGUGAGAAAGGAGUACUUCACUGAUGAAACGUUACCGACCAGUUUCAGAAACUGAUGGGAAUCGGUAUUUUUCCUGUUGUUGUAUCUUUAACAAGUCUAAGAAGGUGGGUUUUGGAUUAUGGGCAAAGGCUAAUCAUGCCGAAAGUGAAACAUCUAAUUUUGUAUAUGUUGAGACAACGUUAUGUAUUACUCUCAAAUUCAUAUUCUUUGUAUUAUUUUGAUUUCUGUGUU
Messenger RNA from Tarenaya hassleriana, 1072 nucleotides. RefSeq names its product CRAL-TRIO domain-containing protein C3H8.02-like. NCBI's taxonomy places the organism in Eukaryota, Viridiplantae, Streptophyta, Magnoliopsida, Brassicales, Cleomaceae. The transcript has 7 exons. The record is from RefSeq and is a predicted model, not a curated record. The coding region runs from base 111 to 896 and encodes 261 amino acids.